Molecule: messenger RNA, 675 nt
Organism: Aspergillus aculeatinus CBS 121060
Lineage: Eukaryota; Fungi; Ascomycota; Eurotiomycetes; Eurotiales; Aspergillaceae
Product: DUF1754-domain-containing protein
Exons: 3
Coding region: 112-561 (149 amino acids)
Cellular component (GO): nucleolus
Source: RefSeq, a predicted model, not a curated record
GUUAAAUUUCUCAAACAACCCACCCCGAAUCAUGUUUCAAUAUUAAACACACUUUUCCUGGAAAAAGACAGUCCCAACCACCCCUCUGUCCAAGACAAGCCCCCCUCCCCCAUGCCGGCCGACGAGUAUUCGACGCCCGGCGGAGGCGGUAAGCUCAAGCUGAAGGGCUCCAAGAUCGCCGAUGGCCGCGUAGAGAAGAAGAAAAAGAAGAAGAAGCAAAAGGAAAACGAGACCAAAAAGGCUUCUCCCGAAGCGGACGCAGAGCAGCAGCAGCAGCAGCAGCAGCACCCAAACGAAAAUGAAACCACCACCACCACCACGCCAAGAGAUACGUCUCGUGCCCCCGAUGAAGCUGAUCAUCCCGAGGAAUCAUCACCGGACGUUGGCCCGGCUGGCAAGACCGAGGCGGAGAGAAGGCAUGAGGAGAUGAGGAAGAGGAGGCUGCAAGAACGCCUGAAACGGGAAGGGGUCAAAACUCACAAGGAGCGCGUGGAGGAGCUCAACAAGUACCUCAGUCGAUUGAGUGAACACCACGAUAUGCCUAAAAUUGGACCCGGUUGAAUCGCUACAGUACUUCAAGGAUGGGAUUGGGUUAUGUUAUUUAUUUCGUUGUUUAUGUUUUUGUUCGUGUCUGACAACAGCAACACUGGUUGUACUACUUACAAACUUUUUCGU